CUCACCCCCUGCCCGCGCCCCCUCCCUUCCUGUCCCGUACGUCGGUUUUGCUCUCCACGCACCCCCGGGACAGCGUGAGACACCCCUCCCGUGGACUCACCCCCGCCGGGGCGGACGGGAUCCCGCCGGGAACGCUCGGCUCCUGCGCCAGGGUUCCGGAACCUUCCCUCCACCGCACCAGGAUGGCCCGAAUCCCAGCAUGCAUCACUCUGCUGGGAGCGUGCCUGUUCUUCACCCUCAGGGCUGAAGGUGGGCAGAACCCUGACCAUGUGCUCCACGGCACGGGGGCGAAGCACGGCUCGGACCCCAAGCGGCCCGGAGACGACGCCACCGUGUCCCCGGAGGACGCCGCGCGCUUCCUCAGCUGCCACUGCUCCGGCCACUGCCCCGACGACGCCAAGAACAACACCUGCGAGACAAAUGGCCAGUGCUUUGCCAUUAUCGAAGAGGAUGAACAUGGAGAGGCUAUCCUUACCUCUGGCUGUAUGAAGUAUGAAGGCUCGCAUUUUCAGUGCAAGGAUUCCCCCCGAGCGCAGACGAGGCGGACCAUCGAGUGCUGCCAGACGGACUUCUGCAACCGGGACCUGCAGCCGACGCUGCCGCCGGCCCUGGAGCCGGAUCACCGUUUCGGCAGUGCCCAUUGGCUGGCCUUCCUCAUAUCGGUGACCGUGUGCUGCUGCACUCUCAUCGCCAUCACCCUCAUCUGCUACUACAGGUACAAGUGGCAGACGGACCGGCAGCGUUACCAUAGAGACCUGGAACAGGACGAGGCCUUCAUCCCCGUGGGAGAGUCCCUCAAAGACCUGAUCAACCAAUCCCAGAGCUCGGGCAGCGGGUCCGGCCUCCCCCUGCUGGUGCAGCGCACCAUCGCCAAGCAGAUCCAGAUGGUGCGGCAGAUCGGGAAGGGGCGGUACGGGGAGGUGUGGCUGGGCCGCUGGCGGGGGGAGAAGGUCGCCGUCAAGGUGUUCUUCACCCGCGAGGAGGGCAGCUGGUUCCGGGAGACAGAGAUCUACCAGACCGUCCUCAUGAGGCACGAGAACAUCCUGGGGUUCAUUGCGGCGGACAUCAAGGGCACCGGCUCGUUCACGCAGCUCUUCCUGAUCACGGACUACCACGAGAGCGGCUCGCUGUACGACUACCUGAAGUUCACCACGCUGGACACCAAGGCCCUGCUGCGGCUGGCGUACUCGGCUGCCUGCGGCCUGUGCCACCUGCACACGGAGAUCUACGGCACGCAGGGCAAGCCCGCCAUCGCCCACCGCGACCUCAAGAGCAAGAACAUCCUGAUCAAGAAGAACGGCACCUGCUGCAUCGCCGACCUGGGGCUGGCCGUCAAGUUCAACAGUGACACCAACGAGGUGGACGUUCCCCUGAGCACCCGCGUGGGCACCAAGCGCUACAUGGCUCCCGAGGUCCUGGACGAGUCGCUCAACAAGAACCACUUCCAGGCCUACAUCAUGGCCGACAUCUACAGCUACGGCCUGCUCAUCUGGGAGAUGGCUCGGCGCUGCAUUACUGGAGGUAUAGUGGAGGAGUACCAGCUGCCGUACUACGACAUGGUGCCCACGGACCCGUCCUACGAGGACAUGCGGGAGGUGGUGUGCGUGAAGUGCCUACGGCCCACCGUGUCCAACCGCUGGAACAGUGACGAGUGUCUGAGAGCCAUGCUGAAGCUCAUGUCUGAGUGCUGGGCCCAUAGCCCCGCCUCUCGACUCACAGUUCUGCGGGUAAAGAAGACCCUCGCCAAAAUGGUGGAAUCUCAGGACAUCAAAAUAUGAGCGACUCACAACCUCGCAGCCACACCGGGGAGGAACUCGUUGCCGUUUCAAAAGGUUAUGAUUAUGAAUUUAUUGCUUCACCUCGAGAGAAGGGGGCGGAGCUGGUGGGACAGGGACAAAGAGCUCAGCCCCACCCCUCAGACUCGAUCACUGACAGACGAUUGGUUCAGAGACAGUGCUGAGACUAAUGGAAUCUCACAGACAGCCUGCCAUUGGUUCUCCUUGCUCUUUCAGCAUCGGAAUUCUGGGAAAUUGGAAGAGAAGAACUGUGAUUGGUGCUUUCUGUGAAAGCCAUAGACUACAUCACAUGGGGGGGGGGUGGUUUGGAGGGAGGUGGGAUUAAAAGAAGAAACAACAUAAACAGGAAAUGGAGCACUUCACCGGCGACACCAAGUCAGCAAAAGACAUUACCUGCCAAUUACAUUUUUUUUUUUGCCUGUUUACAUGCAAGCCGUCUUUGUUUGUACCAGGACAAUGUCUUUUUCCUGCCAUAUUAAAAUAUAUUUCCGACUCUUAAGUAUAGUAAUUAUAAAGGAAGGUAACAGGAAUCAAUUUGUAUUUAAUAUGUAAAUAAAUCAUUACUAGAUGCUGUGCCUAUACGAAAAAAAACACUUUAUGCUGCAAACGUCUAUGGUUGGUUUCCAGUGUGCAGUGCAUCAUGGGACAUCCUGGGACAUCCUGGGGCAGUGGGGCUGUGCCUGAAUCACAGCAAUGGCUCAGUGUGUUUAAGACAACGGACCUCAUCCAGUACGAGAUACACCUAGUAUACAAAACAAACCUUUUCACGUUUUAUCGAGGGAAAGAAAAAGAACAAGAUCCGAAGAAUAUGGCGAACGAAAAUCGAAGGUUUUUCUUGUCUAAAAUUGAUUUGUAAAAUAUCGUAUCCUGUCCAGUCUUCAACCUGUUUUUUUUAUUUUUUAUUUGUCCCUUUGUUCUGUAAUGUCUAUUGUGGGAGAAAAACUGCAUGUGAAUAGAGGAGGGUAAGGACAGGCAAGAAUGCAGGUAGUUUCUUAUGGUGGGUGUGUACGCUUGGUUCAUUUAAACAUGGUUCUGAAAGCUUCCGGGCCAAUCACAGGCUUCCGGCUACUGCACAACCGUUACCUCCACCGCACGCUGCAAACGGACGUCGGCUCAGUUUCGUUCGUAUGGCACUUUUUAGAGACACUGUCACUGAGACGCUUCGCGUGAAAAACAGGAAGUGGAAAAACUGUGGAAGACCGGGCCCUCAAAUCCCAGUAAGAGAGGUUAAUAAGAAAAAGGAGAAAAAAAAAUCUUAGUGGAAAGGGGGGG
Messenger RNA from Anguilla anguilla (European eel), 3068 nucleotides. RefSeq names its product bone morphogenetic protein receptor, type IAa (gene bmpr1aa). The coding region runs from base 183 to 1778 and encodes 531 amino acids. The record is from RefSeq and is a predicted model, not a curated record. Gene Ontology annotation, molecular function: SMAD binding; ATP binding; transforming growth factor beta receptor activity, type I. Gene Ontology annotation, biological process: BMP signaling pathway; protein phosphorylation; dorsal/ventral pattern formation. Gene Ontology annotation, cellular component: plasma membrane; signaling receptor complex. The transcript is spliced from 11 exons. NCBI's taxonomy places the organism in Eukaryota, Metazoa, Chordata, Actinopteri, Anguilliformes, Anguillidae.